Anguilla anguilla (European eel) is the source of this 2102-nucleotide messenger RNA. It is a transcript of the gene riox1, whose product is annotated as ribosomal oxygenase 1. The coding region runs from base 123 to 1751 and encodes 542 amino acids. The record is from RefSeq and is a predicted model, not a curated record. Lineage: Eukaryota; Metazoa; Chordata; Actinopteri; Anguilliformes; Anguillidae. The transcript has 15 exons. Gene Ontology annotation, molecular function: histone H3K4 demethylase activity; histone H3K36 demethylase activity. Gene Ontology annotation, cellular component: nucleolus.
AUUUCACUCAGUUAGGAACCUUCCUAAGCAAAAAAGACUAUUCGGACGCAGCCAGAUAUUUCUGGCAGCGUCCUCUAUUCCGUCUGUCGCAAUUUGAUGACGUCAUCACAAGUGGUGCCACCAUGGAGAAUACGCAUGUCUCAGCCUUCUCUAUUUACGAAAGAGUAUUGCAACAAACUCCUCAGCCAAUUGAGGUUGCCAAGAAGAAGAAACGGAAGACUCAUGUUCAGGUCUCUAAAUCAAACAAUAAGGCUAAAAGAAAGCAUACUGGCACACCUGUUCUAACAGAUGCACAGAAAAUGGUGGGGAUUGAGAAGCCAGUAAGGGGUGUCAAGGAGGUCAGUAAGGUAGUCAAAGGGCCAUCCCUGGACACUGUGCUGACUGGCCUGGCAAAGAUCAAUAACAGCAGGGAGAGAGCCAGUAAGCUUUUCGAAUGGUUGAUCCACCCCAUACCUCCCAAGAUCUUCUUCAGAGAGACGUGGGAGAAGAAACCAACUUUAAUCAAGCGACAAAAUCCAGAAUAUUACAAUGGGCUGUUUUCUACUGCAGAAUUUGACAGGAUUUUGAGAGAUGAUGAAGUUCAGUUUGGGGUGAACCUGGAUGUCACAAGUUACAUUAAUGGCAAGCGGGAGACCCACCAUCCCCCUGGAAGAGCCCUGCCCUUCACUGUCUGGGACUUUUACAAGCGUGGCUGCUCGUUGCGAAUGCUGAAUCCUCAGGCCUUCUCUUCCACGGUCUGGAAUGUGCUGUCCAUCCUACAGGAGCAAUUCAACAGCAUGGUCGGGGCCAACAUGUACUUGACACCUGCUGGAACUCAAGGCUUUGCUCCUCAUUAUGACGACAUUGAAGCUUUUUUGGUCCAGCUGGAAGGGAAGAAGCACUGGAGGGUGUAUAAUCCCAGAUCAGACAAUGAAGUCCUGCCUCUGGUCUCCAGCCGAAAUUUCUGCCAGUCAGAGAUUGGAGAGAAAGUGCUAGACGUGGUUCUGGAGGCUGGAGACCUGCUGUACUUUCCCCGCGGAUUCAUCCAUCAGGGAAAUUGCCUCCCCGAUGCCCACUCCCUUCACAUAACCAUCUCCUCCUACCAGAGGAACAGUUGGGGAGACCUGUUGCAGAAGCUGGUGCCCGUAGCCCUGGAGAUGGCAAUGGAAGAGGACGUGGAAUUCAGGCGAGGACUGCCCACAGAUUAUCUGACCUACAUGGGCGUUCAGAACUCUGACAAGGCAGAUCCACGGAGGAGUGAGUUCACAGCACGGGUAAAGGACUUGAUGAGGAGGCUGGCAGAUUUUGCUCCGGUGGAUGCUGCCGUAGAUCAGAAGGCCAAGGAUUUCCUGUACGACUGCCUACCCCCCCUGCUUACACCAGAGGAAAAGGCCAGCAGUGUGCAUGGAGCUCUCGCCCGGUGGGAGAACGGGGAGGCCAAGGAUGCCUCCAUCCAUUUGAAGGGGCACACCAAAAUUCGACUAAUCCGGGAUGGGAUCGCAAGGUUAACCAGUGAUGGAGAUAGCAUUCUUCUGUGUCACACCACAGACAAUUCCAGAGUUUACCACAAGGAAGAGCCAAAGAACUUUGAAAUAAGAGAUGAGCACACGGAUGCCAUGGAGUUCCUGAUCCACUCAUAUCCCAAGUUUGUGUCUGUGGGCAGCUUGCCAUGCGAUUCUUUUGAUAAUAAGGCUAUCCACCUGCUGCUCUCCACCACCACCACCCAGCCCCGCCCAUCAUCUGAGCCGCAUUAUGAACAAUGUAAACAGUGACUGACUGACCAUGUUGACCACCAAUCAACACCCUGAGCCAACCACAGGAGGAUGGGUUUCCCCCUUGAGCCUGAUUUCUUCUGAGGUUUCUCCCCAUCUGCUACAGGGAGAUUUUCCUUGUCACUGUUGCUUUAGGCUUGCUGCUGUGGGGGUCUAGACCAGGGUUGUUUGAUUCAGAUUCAGAUUCAGACAACUUUAUUGAUCCCAAGAAGGGCAAUUAAUUUGCAGCUUACCCAGUCCAUACACACAACUCCAAAACUCACAGACAAGGUAGUUAUAUGUCAGAGGCAACAGAUCAACAUACAUGGGUCAAUACAAGAAAACAACGAGCAGCAGUAAAUAAUAAGAAAA